Oncorhynchus tshawytscha (Chinook salmon) is the source of this 1715-nucleotide messenger RNA. RefSeq names its product gastrula zinc finger protein 5-1-like. NCBI's taxonomy places the organism in Eukaryota, Metazoa, Chordata, Actinopteri, Salmoniformes, Salmonidae. Bases 458 to 1237 code for a protein of 259 amino acids. The record is from RefSeq and is a predicted model, not a curated record. The transcript has 2 exons. Gene Ontology annotation, molecular function: DNA-binding transcription factor activity; RNA polymerase II cis-regulatory region sequence-specific DNA binding. Gene Ontology annotation, biological process: regulation of transcription by RNA polymerase II.
AAUCACUGUUGAUGAGGGGAGUGGAACCUCAACCCAGCAUGUUAUUGUGAUAGAGUCUGCAGAUGCAGAGGCUGCAGGUCCUGGAGUCAAGCAGGAGAGAUCUGAAGGAGAAGAGGACCCACGGCACAGCAGAGACAUUCAGACUGGAGCGGCUGAAUCGCCCCCUGUAGCUACAGAGAACCCCACCACCGCCCCAGCGCAGCCCAGGACCCAACGCAGCAUCACGGCGAUCAGUGGAACGCCGGAGGUUAGUGGAACGCCGAACGUCGUCCUCAAGUCAGAAACAGACAUCGAGACUUUAACAGGACUGGGUCGACUGGGCUGUCCUCCUGCUCCCCGUUCAGAGCAUUUACUUUAUGGUAACUCGAGCCCGAAGCCGGUUCUGUCCCAUCAGGACCCAAGUGGCUCGUUAUAUACUGUCAAUGAUCCAUCCUGUUCAUACGCUACAGGGACAGAGAUGAUACCUAGUGACAUGCCUGUGGGCUUAGAGUUACACACUGAUCUGUCUAGAGGGGACUGGAACCGGUACAGUAGUAAUGUGUACUCUGAAGGGUCCCUAGAUAAGAAAGGGGAGGGUCUGGUCGUAGAUGAGGUGACUGUGAAAGUGGAGGGCGACGUUCCUCUGACAUGGAAUGCAGACGAGACUCAGUUAGGAGAAGGACACUCGCAGGGCAACACUAGUGACUUCUUAGACUACAGGGAAAGCUUAGAGACCAAUCUAAAUUUCGCAACCCACUCCCCUUUACAUGUGUUCAGGGAUCGUGACCCAGUGUCUACGUCAAUGGCACCCUCCGAUUCACAUGGCCGUGUCCUUUUCGAUCAGGUAUUGAACUCAAACGACAGGGCUAGAGCCCAGACUCAGGGAGGGGGAGCCACAUCAGGCAAUAGUAAAGAGAAACGGUUUCUCUGCAUGUUCUGUAACAAAGGCUUCAGCUGCCUCCAGAAAGUGGAGGUUCACCAGAGGAUCCACACAGGGGUAAAACCCUUCAGCUGUACCCAGUGUCACAUGCGCUUCGCCCAAGCUGGCACACUGAAGAGGCACCAGAGGGUCCACACAGGGGAGAAACCAUUCAGCUGUACCCAGUGUCACAUGCGCUUCGCCCAGGCUGGUGACCUGAAGAGGCAUCAGAGGGUCCACACGGGAGAGAGGCCCUUCACCUGUACGCACUGCAGGAAGAGGUUCUCAGAGAGGAGCUACCUCAGGAUGCACCAGCAGAAAAAACAUUCCACUCUAUAACAUAGGAAGUAAAAAUUCCACUCGAUAGCUUCUGACUUUUAGAUCAAACCCUGCAUUAAAGACAAAGAUGAAUUGUCAUUGUUGUCAGCAGAAAAGAUCCACAGAUGAAUAAAGAGAGUAACAGAUUUCAGUGUUGAAUAUUCCUGGGUAGAAUAUUUCAUUCAUACAUUGUGUGAUAUAUAUGCCUAAAAAGAUGGUUAAAUAUUGUGUUUGUACUAUGUAGGCAAUAUGAUGUUCAUAAAUGCCUAUUUCAUUGCUUCCGUUCAAUAAUUCAAUAACCCCCCCAAGACACUUGAAUGAAUGCAGUUUAUCAAGUUAAUGCAGAUUUUUUAAAAUGUUUGUGUGGUUUUCAUAUGGUGUAUUUAACACUUGUUUAUGUUUAAUAAACACAAAAUGUGACUUUUCAUUCUAAGACUUUCAUUGAGACUAUCUUUAGUUAGCAUCUAUAUACACUUACUAAAUAUAGCUACACAUACCC